This is a messenger RNA of Amblyraja radiata (thorny skate), 1990 nucleotides long. RefSeq names its product solute carrier organic anion transporter family member 2B1. Gene Ontology annotation, cellular component: basolateral plasma membrane; apical plasma membrane. The record is from RefSeq and is a predicted model, not a curated record. NCBI's taxonomy places the organism in Eukaryota, Metazoa, Chordata, Chondrichthyes, Rajiformes, Rajidae. Gene Ontology annotation, molecular function: bile acid transmembrane transporter activity; protein binding. The coding region runs from base 179 to 1594 and encodes 471 amino acids. The transcript has 11 exons. Gene Ontology annotation, biological process: bile acid and bile salt transport; sodium-independent organic anion transport; transmembrane transport.
CCUAUUCCAGUCUAUUCAACUGCAAGUAAAACGCUAUCCAAGCUCCGAUAGACCGCAUUCGAUCGAGGGUUUGUGUCUCUGCGGCGCCUUCCCGUCGCGAACCAGGUGUGUUGGAGAGAGAGUGGGUGAGAGGGACUUAGACCAGGUACAACAGAACAGACUGACCCCAACUCUCAGGAUGGGGGUGACGGGACCUCCGGCCGUUGUCACCAAGUUGGCGCGAGGAGAGACCGGCAGGAGACGUUCGUUCAACCCGUUCCACAGCGUAAAGUUUUUUGUGCUGUGCCAUGGACUCCUGCAACUCUCUCAGCUCCUGGUAUCGGGGUACAUGAAGAGCAUCGUGUCAACCAUCGAGAAGCGCUUUGGGCUGUCGAGCCAGAACUCGGGAAUGCUCUCUUCUCUCAACGAGAUUGGAAGUACGGUGUUGAUUGUCUUCAUCAGCUACUUUGGUAGCCGGGUUCACCGGCCGCGGUUGAUUGGUUGCGGAGGGAUCCUGGUCAGCUUUGCCGCCUUCACCAUGUCUGUGCCGCACUUCAUCAUGGGCCGUUACGUGUACGAUGGGGCCGUGCAGAACAACGUGACCGGCACGUGCCACCCGGCAGGCGGUGGCCCGGCUGUGAACGAGAGCUGCGGCACUGGCGGCCAUCAGAGUGACCACCACGUCUUGUCGCUGCUGAUGCUCGGACAACUGCUGCUGGGGAUCGGCGGGGUCCCCAUCCAACCCUUCGGCAUCUCCUAUGUCGACGACUACGCCACUCAUGGCGGCGUGGUGAUGAGAAGGCUGAGCAUUGGCCUGAGGGGAUCGGCCAUCAUGUGCUGCCUGGCCAUCUUUAUCUCCAUCUGCACGGCCGCACCACUGCUGUUCCUCGGCUGCAGCACCCAGCGGGUUGUCGGGGUCAACACCUUGAACGGGACAUUGGAUGUCAGGCAGAGCUGCAAUCAAGGCUGUUCGUGUGGCGAUCAUGUCUACAACCCUGUCUGUGCCCCCGAUGACAUUGAGUUCAUCUCUCCCUGCCAUGCAGGUUGUCACAAUGUGGACUUCAACACUCAGGGAAAGGUCAUGGUUUACAGCAACUGUAGCUGCGUUCCCGGCCACGGCGAGGUUCGGCCAGGGACGUGCGGCACCAGCUGCUCACACCUACUCCCGCCCUUCAUAUUCUUCCUCACCCUGACUGGCUUUGUGGCCACCUUCUGCCAAACACCAUCAUUCAUGUUGGUGCUGAGAUCAGUGAAGCCAGAGGACAAGUCGCUGGCUAUCGGGAUUCAGUUCAUGCUGUUCCGAGUUCUCGCUUGGCUCCCCGGUCCGAUGUUGUACGGCAGCACCAUCGACAGCACGUGCAUCCUGUGGGAAAACAAAUGCGAGAGGAAGGCGGCGUGCCGAUACUACAACCUCAACCUCUUCCGAGCUCGGUACAUCGGACUGCAGAUGUUAUUCCAGAGUGCGGCGUUCCUUCUCUUUCUCAUGGCCUACUACUUCCUCAGGAGGAACUCGUUGAAGCUGGAGAGAAGAGCCGGAGAUCUCCCACCGCUGCCCAAGGAACGUGUGGAGCUGUUGGAUGAAAGUUCCAAGACUAAAGUCCAUCUGAAGGUGUGAGGUGGAUGAGAGGGGACGGAGGAAUUAUUAAUCUGUAUAUAUCAUCUCCAGACGGUAGAACUUGGAGUUGGCUCCAGGUUUCAGCAACCCAAGAGACUUCCGGAUCUCGUUCGUCCCUCCUGAGUUUGGCUCGGACAUCUUGUUGGUGGAGAUAGCCCAGAACAUGAGGGGGCCACGUCCUUGGGUUGGCUGGAGGUGUCCCCACCUGCUCCAUCUCCCGAUGGACUUCCAUCUCCAUCUGAGAUUGGCCUGCCCUGAAAAAAAGUUCAGACAAUAGGUGCAGAUGUAGGCCAUUCGGCCCUCCGAGCCAGCACCACCAUUCAAUGUGAUCAUGGCUGAUCAUCCCCAAUCAGUACCCCGUUCCUGCCUUCUCUCCAUAUCCCCUAACUCCGCUAU